CAACGUGGAACCUAGUACUCCUUUGAGACGUUUCCGGAAGAAAGAUCUAGCAAACGCUCGUGUUGUGAACCAAGUCGACAGAAAGUUCAUUGCAUGUUUGAUCGACAACAGCUUGGAUUCCGAUAUUCUAGACGCCGGCGAGAAUGAUUGCGUCAACCGCAGUGACGAGGCCAAAGGAAAAGCUCUGGUGCUAAUUGAUCAGCAUGCAGCAGACGAGCGUAUACGUGUUGAACGAUUUCUAAAGGACCUCUGUUUAGGCUUUUUGCGAUACAGAGAGACGAGCGAUGGCGUUGAAACCAGGAAACUGUCCCCCUUGGUACCCGUACUCCUUACGCGUCAUGAAGCAUUGUGUCUAGCAAGAGAAGAACGAUUCCGGAAGGCCUUCAGGAGUUGGGGUAUCCACUUCGCAGAUCUGCAACAUGUCCUGCAAAUUGAUAUUGAUGAGGAUCAAUUACAUGGUGAAAGUAACGAAGGAUAUAUUCAGGUCUUUGUAAGUGCUAUACCUGAUGUAGUUGGCGAAAAG
Molecule: messenger RNA, 523 nt
Organism: Serpula lacrymans var. lacrymans S7.9
Lineage: Eukaryota; Fungi; Basidiomycota; Agaricomycetes; Boletales; Serpulaceae
Exons: 1
Biological process (GO): mismatch repair
Cellular component (GO): mismatch repair complex
Molecular function (GO): ATP-dependent DNA damage sensor activity; ATP hydrolysis activity
Source: RefSeq, a predicted model, not a curated record